Symbiodinium sp. CCMP2592 is the source of this 3822-nucleotide messenger RNA. The record is from the annotation of a GenBank genome assembly. Lineage: Eukaryota; Dinophyceae; Suessiales; Symbiodiniaceae.
AUGGCCGAUGAUGCGGCACGUCGGGCAUAUGUGGCCCAGCAUGUCAGUGCCGAUCUUGUCUAUGUAUGGGAGGAAAUGGGCGUAAGUUUGCUGCAUCAGCGCGAGCUCGGCGAGCGCUACCGCAGUGUUGCCCUGUUUUCUUCCAUUGCCGAUACGAGAGCGGAUGCGCGGACCGCGCUGCGGGCUGAGGUGACUGUCGCUGAUAAUGCUGACGGAAGGGCGGCAGUGGCAGGUCUGGUAGCAGCAUGGCAGAGCUGCUACGACAUGGCAGAUCAAGAGGACAAUCGGGACAUUUCAACAACACUGGCAGAGGUCAGAACGGAUGCUGCGCUGAAGGAGACCUACUUUGUGGGUCCGUUGGCGCUGGAGCUAGCUAGUCGGGGGUCUUCGUCCACGGCCCCGCCUCCGCCAGCAAAGUGGCCUCGGCUUCAAGACCAUGUACCAGGUGCUGAAGGGAGUGCAAAGGGCAAGGGUGGCAAGGGCCGCGGCAAAGGGGGUAAAAACAGCCUCCGUAUCGGCUAUCCUUCGGCCAGAGGGUUCGUGUCCAGCAGCACGCCGGAUGGGCGACAGAUCUGCUAUGCUUACAACAAUGGUUCGUGCAAGGGCGAUUGCGGUCGAGUGCACGUCUGUCAGUUGUGCUUGAAGCCUCACCCUCGUAAAAGCUGCAAACUGCAGAAAGAGAAGGGUGGUGCAGAGGCGGUCGCCGUCAUUCCAAUGUCCGGGAAUGCUUGCAGCGAGAAGCCAAAUCACUUGGAGGCUAAUUUCGGGGUGCUGAAGUGCUUCGAAAUUUGUUUCAUUCGCCUUGAGCUUUGUAAGUCAUUCCUUUUUGAGCACCCGGAACAACUGGGCGCGGUUAACGACUUCGUUCCUGCUUCAGUCUGGGACUUUGAUGAGUUCAAGCAGCUUCUACUUCUGGAUGGGGUGCAGACGGCGGCCUUCUUUCAGUGUCAAUGGGAGCACCUUCGAGUAAGCCCACUCGCCUUUUAUGGAGCCGUCUCGAUUGGUGCGAAGCUGCACUGUUCUCUGGGCCGCCGCAGCUUGCGGCGGAGGGACGCUAUCGCGGUCCUCUUCCACCCUCUUGUGGUCAUCGUCACGACCGCUCAUUACUGGGGAAGGAUGCCGCGGGUGAUUGGUCCACCGCCUCGGCCGUUGGAGCAGGCCACUUGGGAUUCUGGGGACGCAUCUACUUUUGGGCGCAGGCCGUUGGAGCAGGCCACUUGGGAUUCUGAUGCCUCCUCGGACGAGGAGGGUCCGAAAGAUGUUUUCGAGCUCUCGUCCUUGCGUCUGGAGCUACCAGCGGGAUCUUGGCCUCCGGCAGGCCAAACUUCGGAUGCUGAAAGCUUCGCGGCUCGGCUCCUCAAGAAGGGCAGGGUCACUGUGGAGGACUUCGAAAGGCUCUGUGGUCUUCUUCCGUCGGACCCCGAGGUCCGCGCUACGGCUGGGGACCUGACCUCUAAGACUUUCAUGAGUGGCUUCUUUCAGCAUGGCGGGGUCAUUGGGCUUCGCACGCACGUGUCCAGUCAUCCCUGGGUUACGGCACUUCUUUGUGGGAUCCUUCGUGCUGCACUUCCAGGAUACACCUUUACUUCGGUGGUGGUGUCGAGGAACCGCCAAGUGCUUCCACAUUGCGACAGCCAGAAUGGUGCCAACACUUGGAACCUCCUGGUCCCGGCCUCCCGAUUCAAGGGCGGAGGGGUCUGGCAGGAAGUGGAUGACGGAUGCGAACCCAUGGAGUACGAAGGCGAGCAACGCUGGGGCAAAAUUCUGCCGGUGGCCACGGGUCCCCAACUGCUGGAUCCUCGGCGACUCCAUGCUACGAUGUCGUGGAAAGGCGUGCGUACUGUGAUCAUUGGGUUCUCGAUCCGGGAACCUACUAAGGCUAGCCGCUCCUUGAAGACCACCUGGAAAAGGCUCUCGGGACUGCAGGAUGUGUCGCAGACAGAUGAAGCUGUAUCGGGCGGAAUCACGCCGUCAGUCCGUCUACUCGAGCAAAAAGCUGGAGAGGAGGGUGACACCUUCCAUGGACACUUGGUCCAGGCUCGCAAAGACAACUUCGGCGAUCCGAUCACCGUUCAGUGGCGAGGCAAAGUCCACUCCUUCGUUGAUGGUUGUGGGCUUAACAGUCCGGGUCGCUGGCGCCCUACCGCUCGGGGAAGGGGGCUCUCCAAAGGGGCCGACGAGUUCGUGAAUGCUCUUCGGAGCCUUCUUGAUGACUUCAUCAGGACAGAGAUAGUGGACCCACAGCGGGCAUAUUUCAUGUUGGCUCUGGGCAAGUAUGAGGAAGCACCUUUCUCGGUUCAGGCCAUGGAUCGUCUACGUAGGUCUUGGUUCGCUCUGCUAGAAGAUCCUUCAGCGGCCGCUCUCCAGGAGCCCGGGCAACCGUUCUUCUUGGAGGCGCUCUCGCAGACUUGUCGGGCUAUGGGAGAUGAAGACUGGGAGGUUCUCACUCGUGCAGAGGACAACUAUGCUCGUGGGCGGAGAUUGGGAGUGGAUCGACCCUUUCCUCGCGUGGUGGCAGUCUUCAGGCCAAAGGGGGCAAUGGAGAUCCAGCAGGAGGAUGGCCAUCGACUCCUGAUCGGAAUCGCUGCGGACAUUGCAAAGGCACAUCGAAGAUACAAGCAUGCACCUGAAGAUCAUGGUUACCUAGGGUGCCGGGCUAGGCCGGACGGUCCGAUCUGGAUCAACCGGGUGGGGACGUUCGGUGUGGCCUGCGCUGCUUACCACUUCGCCAGAUUGGCUGGGCUGAUAGGCCGUGGAGCCCUUCGCAUCGCGCUGCAGGCCUCGAUCUUCCAGAUGCUCUUUGCAGAUGACCUGCAGAUCAUGGCGGGUGGAGAGCAGAAGUACCACGACCUUUGGGUGUUUGCCUGGAUUAUUGGUUUCUACUUUGAUUACUUUCGGUUCAAAGUGGGACUGUCUGAGCGUCGGGCAAACUGGCUCAUCGAGUUCAUCACGGAUCUGCAGAGGGGCCGAGGUAUGAUUGAGCAUCGGCGCUUCACUGAGUUUGUGGGGCGAUUAGUCUACGCUGGACAAGUCCUAUAUUGGCUCCGGCCGUUUAUGGGGCCACUUCACCGCUGGAAGGCUGCUAUCACUCCUGGAACCGUGGCUCUGGUUCCCCGUAUGGUGAUGGUGGUUCUUCGCUACAUCUUGACGUUGCUGCAAGAGAAGCAUUAUCUUGUCUGCUGUAAGUCCCCACCUUUGAUGCUUCGCGAAGCCUUUCGCACGGAUGCGAAAGCAGAGGAUGAUUUCUUCGUGCUGGGUGGAUGGGAAACGCUGCACAGCUUUGAGCCAAAGAAGUGCCGUUGGUUUUCUGUCCGUGUCUCUGCUGCUGAUUAUCCUUUCUUGUUUAAUGCACAAGGGACCGCGAAAGGAAUGAGCACUGUCGCCGAGCUUCUUGCUACGUGGCUGGGGCUGCACUUAUUCGGAUGGCUGGAUGUGGCUGGGCAGAGUUUCACGGUUUCUGCUGGGACGGACAAUCUGGCAAAUGAGCUGGUCAUGCGCCGUCAAGGAACCACGAAAUUCCCAUUGACGUAUGUCUAUAUGCAGCUGGAGUACGAUCUGUUCCGCUGCGGAGGCCAUAUGAACUUGAACUGGCGACCGCGUGAACUCAACACUGAGGCGGACGACUUAACGAAUGAACGGUUCAGUGCCUUCGAUUUAGCUCUUCGGAUUGAUGCAAAGUUUUCUGAUGUUCCGUGCAAGCUCCUUCUUGAUUUGGCAAGUUUUCACUCUGAAAUGCUUGAAUGGCGAAAAGGGGGAGAAGGAAGUGCCCCUCCAGCACCUUUGACAAAGAAGCAGAAGCUGGCCACUAAGACGAAGUGGUAA